ACGAACAAGAAAGAAACCCUAAAAACAGAUUCAGUUAUGGUCUUCCAGAUCCUUCCAAAGGAAAAUAAGAAAGAGAGAGAGAGAGAGAGGGAGAGGAGAUUUAGUUUAAUGGUGUUUUUUGGUGUAUCCCCAAAACCACCGCGGACGCCCACAUUCUAGACUCUUCCUCACCGCGAACCCUCCAGAGAACCCACCCUCCCCUUUCUCUCAGCUGCCUUUAUAAACUUCCCUCAAUCAAAGCCCCGGCCCAGCACGUAACACUCUCUCUUUCAAUCUGAACACCCCAUUUUUUGUUUUUUCUCGAUGGCCAAGUACGGCGAAGGUGACAAGCGAUGGAUCGUGGAGGACAGACCCGAUGGAGCCAAUGUCCACAACUGGCACUGGGCGGAAACCGAUUGUCUCCCAUGGUCUAAAACCUUCUUCACCAAAUCCCUUCCAUCUCACCACCUCGACGGCGAAGCCAAUCUUCACAUCAAGACCAAGAAGGUCGAAAUCGACGGCGAAGCCUACCUCAACGUCCGGAAGGGUAAAAUUAUUCCUGGAUAUGAAAUCAGUGUAAAUUUAUCAUGGGAAGGCGAAGCCAAGGAUGGAGAAGGGAAGACGCUCUUGAAAGUUGACGGUAAUGUUGAGAUUCCAUAUAUUUCGGAUGAGAAUGCUGACGAGGAUCCGGAAGUUAAGGUGACGGUUAAAGAUGAAGGAUCCAUUGGGAAAACAUUGAAGGAAGCGAUGCGCCAAGGGAAGCCUUUGGUUUUAGAAAAAGUGAGGGAUUACGUUAAAACUAUGGCGAAAGGAGGCCCCGCUAAAGAUGAAUUGGAAGCCAAGAAAUUGGCUCCCAAAAACAGUAAUAGUAGUAGUAAUUCAGCUGGGGUGUCUGAGGAGAAAGUUGUGGUGGAGAAGGAAGUGAAGAAGGAAGCAAAAAAGGAAGGGAAAAAAGGGUUUAAGACGAUUACAAUGUCCGAGAAGUUUAACUGUAGAGCUAAGGAUAUGUAUGAAAUCUUGAUGGAUGAGAAUAGGUGGAAAGGGUUUACGCAGAGUAAUGCUAGGAUUAGCAAAGACGUUGGUGGGCAGUUCAGCAUUUUCGAUGGGUCAGUUACUGGGAAUAAUUUGGAGUUGCAAGAAGGGAAGUUGAUUGUUCAGAGAUGGAGAUUUGGGAGUUGGCCUGAUGGGAUUGAUUCUACGGUAAGGCUUGUUUUUGAUGAGCCUCAGCCUGGAGUUACUAUAAUCAAGCUCACACAUACGGAUGUUCCGGAGGAGGACAGAUAUGGGAAUGCGACUGUGGUGGAGAACACGGAGAGAGGAUGGAGGGAUCUUAUUUUUAAUAAGAUUCGGGCAGUAUUUGGUUUCGGAAUAUGAUUUAUUUUAUUCCUAAAUGAGGAAAGUCUUUCAUUUUUGUUUCUGAAUUCUAGAAUUUUAUUAAAACGUGUCUGUUUUCAGCAAUUAUUGUGACAGAUUUGUAUGAGCCAAACAAGUAUGAUUUUGGUCUAUGGUUCAUGGUUUUAAACUUGGAAGUUGGACUGAGAGUCAGCUCUGUCUUGUUUUCCAAUAUCUGAACUAUCCCUUUAAACUUAUAACCUUGACAAUGACGAAACUGUUGUCUUACAGUGACUAUUGUAAUUCUAUGCAUUGGGUCCACUUGAGGACCUUCAUCCUUGGUGUACUUUCGCAAGAUCUUUGUUCAUGUUAAUGAAAUGAUGUUCUUAAGAGUGAAAA
Theobroma umbraticum is the source of this 1710-nucleotide messenger RNA. RefSeq lists its product as uncharacterized. Lineage: Eukaryota; Viridiplantae; Streptophyta; Magnoliopsida; Malvales; Malvaceae. The record is from RefSeq and is a predicted model, not a curated record.